AUGCUCUCCGCCUUUCGUCCCGAAGCCAUUCAUGAGUUCAAACAGCGGGACAAGUCUAAGGUGGAGUCACUACUAGCAUACGGAGAUAGGCUGCUUGUUGGUUUGAAUACGGGAAGCUUGCGCAUAUACCGUGUCAAUGAGAACGCUGGUCAAGAGGCUGCUACAUUAGAGGCAAACGGUCAAGAUGACGAUGGCACUAGCACCGCGACAGCUAAGCCGAAGGCAGUGGAGUUACUACGCGAGGAGGAGAAGUUCAGUCGCAAACCCGUACAGCAGCUAGCCAUGAUCAAGGAAGCCAACCUUCUAGUCAGUCUCAGCGACGGUUAUGUGUCUCUCCACGACUUGCAGACACGCCAGCUGGUUGAGCGCCUUGAGCGAACCAAAGGCGCAGUAUGCUUCACCACCACAAGCAAUGUGGUCAAGGAGGACCCUGAUGCGCCGCCUUCACUGGUCAGCCGUCUUGCUGUGGGUGUAAAGCGGAAGGCGCUGGUCUGGACAUGGCGAGACAUGGAGAUGGAGAGCAGUGGGCCGCUCGAAAUCGCCACCGAGGCGACUGUGAAGAACUUGAUUUGGGUGCAGGGGAAAGGAGGUGUGGUACGGCUUGUGGUGGGCAUGGAUGCAGGCUUCAGCAUACUGAAUCCGGAGGCUGGAAAUCCGGAGGAGGAUGCCCGAUCGGUCUACAAGCCUGCGUCGAGACAGGAUGCUACAUCAGGGGAGCUAGCUGGUGUGAGAUUUGGUGCGGUGAGCAGUAGUGGCAUGGGCUAUAUGGGUAUGGGAUCUUGGGUGCCGAAGCCUAUGGCCACUGGUCUUUCUGAAGGCCAGAUUUUGCUCGCCAAGGACGUGAACACUCUUUUCACGGAUUUAGAUGGCCACCCGUUAGAGAAGCGGCAAGUGCCGUGGGCAAUGGCACCCGAGGCGGUAGGCUUCAGCUACCCUUACCUACUCGCACUGCAGCCGCCGGAGAAGGGUACGUUGCAGAUCCGGAACCCGGAUACACUAAGUCUGCUACAAACGAUCAGCAUUCCAGGUGCAGCGAUACUGCAUGUACCACAGCCGAACAUCAGCUUGGCACACGCUGGUAAAGGCUUCAUCGUGGCUUCAGACCGCACAAUUUGGCGGAUGAACGCCCUGCCGUACGAUACGCAGGUGCAGGAGCUUGUAGAGAAGCACCGCUUUGACGAGGCUGUCAGUCUUCUCGACUUGCUCGAAGACACUCUGAUCGACGACAAAGCGGGCAGAAUUCGCGAAGUCAAGAUGCAGAAAGCGACGCACCUCUUUCAGCAGCAGAAGUAUCGAGCAGCGCUGGACUUGUUCACCGAAGCCGAGGCGCCUCCUGCGAGGGUCAUCGCGCUGUAUCCGCAAAGCAUCGCUGGUGACCUGAGCAGUGUGCCAGAAGCCACCACCGACGGUGAGGAAGUUGGGGAGGAUGACAGCAAGCCAGAAGAGACUCCGGUGAAAGAACCUCACAGCACGCCACAGAAAGGCGUUCUUGGCAAACUGAAAGCAGGGCACGCGCGGCGGGAUUCUGACGCUGCUUCGACCAGGAACACUCCUCGAGCCGACAGUGACAACAUGAGCAUACGGACUUCCAAAAUCCCUCCUGCCAAACCAACCGACAGACCAUUGGAAGGCGACGACCUGAAGAUUGCGGUUCGGUGUCUAUGCUCCUUCCUCGCACAAGCGCGCGUCCAAAUCCAGAAAUACCUCACCACCCAGGGCGCCUUGAAAGAGAAUCCGCCUGAGCUCGAUCCGGAGACAGACAAACCUGCUUUCGCGAACCUGCUGCCCACGGACAUCUUCACUACCGCUACCUACAAUCCGAAGACUCUCGACUGGCAGAAAGAACUCCUCGAAACAGCAAAGCUCGUCGAUACAACCCUGUUUCGCGCCUACAUGCUCGCCCUGCCUUCACUUGCAGGGCCGUUGUUCCGACUCGACAACUUCUGUGAUCCGGACGUUGUGCAGGCGAGUUUGUACGAGCACGAGCGUUACGGCGACCUGAUUGACUUCCUGCAUGGCAAGAGGCUGCAUCGGCAGGUGCUCGAAAUGCUGACGAAGUUCGGCAAAGGUGAGGCAGAUGCUGAGGCGACACCGGACGACAUGAAAGGGCCGGAUAGGACGAUCGCGUAUCUAAAACAGCUUCCGCCGGAGCUGGUCGAUCUGGUUCUGGAGUUCGUACGGUGGCCGGUAGACGAGAGUCCAAGCGAGGCGAUGGAUGUUUUUGUUGCUGAUACUGACCAUGCUGAACGCAUGCCGAGGAAGAAGGUGCUGAAGUUCUUGGAGGGCAUCGAUAAGGAGAGAGGGGACGGCAAGCUGGAAAUGCAAUACCUUGAGCAUGUUGUCAAUGAGUGGGGUGAUCAAACACCUGAGUUCAACCAGCAGCUGGUUGAGCUAUAUCUGGCGCGGCUCAAAGCACAGGAGGCUGCGUCUGCCGAACGGGAAGAGCUACAGCGCAAGCUGGAAGCUUUUUUGCGCCGGAGCAGGACGUACAAUCAGAGCGCUACCUUCCGACAGUUACCGGCUGACGAUGCGACAUUUUUUGAGUCCCGCGCGAUCGUACUGAAGGCGAUGGGCAACCAUAAGCAGGCGCUCAGCAUCUACGUCUUCCAGAUCAAGGAUUCUGCCAGAGCGGAGCAGUAUUGCAAUGAGGUGUACCUGUUCGAGCAACAUCGGGAUAAGGAUCUUUGCUUAAUCGACGGGAUAACUCCGCACGAAAAGGCGACUUACGGCACAGGCUUCGAAUCGGAGGAUGCCGCUAAUCAGCCCAACGUCUUCGCGCUGUUGCUGGGUCUCUACUUGCGCCCGCCACCAGGUGAGGAGAAGCGCUGGCCCGAAGCAUUGGAACUGCUGAGCAGACACGGUGCUCGCUUACCUGCUUCGAGUACGCUGAACCUUAUGCCAGACGACCUGGCCAUCAAGGAGCUGCAGGAUUACUUCCGAGGACGCAUCCGCAAUGCGACUUCAAUCUUGCGGCAGACUAGUGUCAUAAAGAGCCUCUCUGCGGUACAGCGCGUGAACACGGAGCGGCAGUGGCUACUCGGUGCUGACCAGGUUGUAGACGCGGGUGGAAAGGGUGGUAGGAACCGCAGAGUGAGGAUCACGGAGGAGGACCAUUGUCGGGUUUGCCACAAGCGCUUUGGUGCGAGUGCGAUCCGAGUCAACCCUGACAACACUGUAGUGCAUUAUGGUUGUGUUGGGAAGAAACCUAGUGAAGCCGGCCCAACGACAGCAGGCAGAAGGGCCAGUGCUCAAAGAGGCUGGAAUUGA
Molecule: messenger RNA, 3267 nt
Organism: Baudoinia panamericana UAMH 10762
Lineage: Eukaryota; Fungi; Ascomycota; Dothideomycetes; Mycosphaerellales; Teratosphaeriaceae
Exons: 1
Coding region: 1-3267 (1088 amino acids)
Biological process (GO): endosomal vesicle fusion; vesicle-mediated transport; autophagy
Cellular component (GO): cytoplasm; fungal-type vacuole membrane
Molecular function (GO): protein binding
Source: RefSeq, a predicted model, not a curated record